Condylostylus longicornis is the source of this 3422-nucleotide messenger RNA. RefSeq names its product alpha-latrocrustotoxin-Lt1a-like. The record is from RefSeq and is a predicted model, not a curated record. The coding region runs from base 162 to 3275 and encodes 1037 amino acids. The transcript has 2 exons. NCBI's taxonomy places the organism in Eukaryota, Metazoa, Arthropoda, Insecta, Diptera, Dolichopodidae. Gene Ontology annotation, cellular component: cytoplasm. Gene Ontology annotation, molecular function: protein binding.
UACCUGUAGAUCCAAAAAGAAGAACUAGAAUUAUCUUUAGGAAAUUCAACAAUGAAAAACCUCAACUAGUUGGAGUUCUUGAAGAAACAUAUAAAACCACUUUCAGAGACAUUGACAGAGAUCUCUUUAACGCUGCGUUAAGUUUCGAUGAAGACGCUGCCAUGAGAGAUAUAGAAAUUUUUAUACAUAACGGAGCGAAAGUCAGUACGCCGUUUGCAAAAGGAAGGAAUGCAAUACAUGCAGCUGCUGAAGGAGGGAACAUAAAUAUAACUCAAUAUUUUUUAGCUUACGAUGAGACUGUCUCUAUAAAUUCUGUUGACAAUAUUGGAUACACUCCAAUUCAUGUUGCUGCUGAAAAUGGUAAUGAUGACUUUAUAGAAUUUCUGUUAGCAAAUAACGCCAAUGUGAAUGCAGAAUCUAUUGAUGGAUUGACGCCCUUGCAUAUUGCUGCUUCAAAAGGUUUUACAUCUUCAGUUGAAAUUUUAAUGAAAAAUGCAAAGAUUGAUCUUAAUAAAAAGCAAAAAGGAGGUUUCAGUGCCUUACACCAUGCAGUUGUUGGCGGAAUGUCUGUAACAAAAACUUUAAUUUCCAAUAAUAGAACUGACCUCAAUGUGAAAUCUGAUGAUGGUUUAUCUCCACUGCAUCAAUCAGUUAUAAACAGUUAUAUAGACAUUACCGAACUUCUUUUACGAAAAACUAGUAUUAAUAUAAAUGUUAAAGAUAAAAAUAACUUUACUCCUUUACACUAUGCAUCAAUUAUGGGAAAUGUACACAUAGUUCAUCUUUUAUUAAAGCACAGGGAAAUAAAUGUUAACGCAAUGUCUAAAGAUAAUUUGACGCCAUUGCAUUUCGCAGUGAUAAAUAAUCAAGCCAACGUAACUGUAGUAUUAUUGGAAAAUGAAAAAAUCGAUACAAAUGCAGUCGACAAAAACAAUUUAACAGCUUUACAUUUUGCUUCAAUGAAUGGAAAUCUUCAUUUUCUUGAAGUUUUGAAAGAACGACAAAAAUUUAAUAUAAAUGCACAAUCAAAUGAUUAUUGGACACCAUUACACUUUGCUAUCGCUCAUAAGAAUUCUGAAUAUGCUUUGCAACUGUUAAACGAUAAUAAUACUGACGUAAAUAUAGGUGGAGAAAAUAAUUUUACACCUUUACAUAUUGCAGCUAGAAGUGGACAAAUUAAAUUAGUUCGCAGACUUUUGGCAAAGAAUGCUACAAUAGAUAUUAAAACUUCAGAUGAUUUUACGGCACUUCAAUUUGCUGUGAUAAACGGAGAACAUAAAAUAAUGACAAUUUUAAUUGAUCACGGGGCAAAUAUAUUCGUAAAAACAUCUAUGGAUUUAAACCUUUUACACUUGGGUGUUUUUUUUUCAAAGAGUAAUUUGCAAACUAUUCAAUAUCUCAUAAAAAAGGGAAUCAACAUCAAAAUUAAAAAUCAAAUAAGUUCAAUAGAGGGCAAUGUUUUACAUUUCGCAGCUGAAGCUGGAAAUUUUGAGGCAAUAAAAUUUCUUACAGAACAGAAACAUAUAAAUAUCAACAGUAAGAAUAGUGCUGGUGAAACUGUUUUGCAUAUAGUUGCACAAAGUGGAAAUUUAUAUUUAUUCAAAUAUUUAGUGGAAAAAACUUCUAUGAAUCUCAACUCUAAAACUAAUGAUGAAGAAACUGUUUUGCAUUAUUGUGUUAAAAGUAAUAAUUUAAAAUUAGUAAAAUAUUUCACUAAACAGCCGAAUUUAAAAUCAUCCAUAUUGCACGCGCAAGAUAUAUAUCGUAAUACAGCAAUGCAUUUCGCUGCUGAUUUAGGAUAUCUAGACUUGGUCAAAUAUUUUAUAAACGAAAAAAUCGAUAUUAACAUCAGAGGCGCUUCAAACAAUACACUUUUGCAUUUUGCCACAGCAAGUGGUAAUUUUGAUCUAGUGAAUUAUCUUGUUGACGAAGGAGCAAAUCUAAAUGCAAAAGAUGACUGCAACAAAACUAUUUUAAAUAUAGCCGUUAACCACUACAAUUUAAAAAUAGCAAAAUAUUUUAUUGAAAAAGGCAUCUCUUUAGAUCAUCCAUUCAAUUUUACGAUACUACAUUCAGCUGUCGACCACAACGAUUUGGCCUUUGUGAAAUAUCUACUUAAUAAAAAAAUUAGUAUAAACGUUAAAGAUGUUUUGGGCGCUACUCCUUUACAUGUUGCCCUUGGACAUAGCAAAUAUGAAUCCAUGAAGUAUGCUGUAGAAAAUAUUUACGGUGUUUUGGGUUUGCUUUGUAUUCCAAGUUGGAUUGAUAUGUUUGAAAUGGAAGAUUUUUUGGAUAAUUUGAAAGAAAGUAAAAUACCUAAAACGUCUAUUGCGAAAUAUCUUAUAAGCAAGGGAGCUGAUGUAAAUAGUAAGACAUACCAAAAUGUAUCAGCUUUACAUUUGGCAACUGUAAGCAAUGCAACAGAUAUGACAAACUAUUUAAUAAAAUCAGGAGCAAAUAUUAACGUAAACGAUAUUGAAAAUGAAGCAGCUUUAAAAAUUAUUAAAAAUUUUAAUAAUAAAAUUGCUCAACUGGAAGAGGAGGCCAAAAACAGAACAAAACGAGAUGUUAAAAUUUCCAAGACAAAAACAUCAGUAAUAAUCGAGAAUUCUGAUUUAGAAGAUAAUUCUUUAAGUUAUAAUUUGGAAAAUGAAAAUUUAUUUCUCAAUGACAAAAAGUACAAUGAGAAUAAUGGAUUUACAAGCGGAAGCAGCAAAAUAUAUCCAUGGAUGUAUUCGACAGUAAAUAUGUUUGCAAAUUCAAUUCAAAGUUUUUCUAAAACUUUGUCUUGUAUGUGGAAAAAUUCGUUAGAUAAACCGACAUAUUUUGAGCCAACAUCUAUCGCAAAAACUCAAAAUAUCGAACUAAAUUCAACACUUUUGCUUGCAGACUUAUUUGUAAGAAAAGUAACUGGAAAGAAAUUGUGUGACCAUAGUCAAUCAAAAGAAUGUGAUGACUUCUUAAAAGAAAAGCAAAUAUUUGCUGUAGCUAUUACAAAAGAAUUCGAAACUAUUAUAAAACAGUCAGCCUUAAAUAACGGUAUUUCAAUACAUCGAUUAAAUAUUGACUUUUUUAACUUACAGCAACAUGUUAUCAAAGCUAUUACAGAUAUUAACAAAAUUGAUGAAAUAUUAAAGAUUGUACAAGCUUAUGUAAGAAAAUCCAUUUUCGACGCAAAAGUAGAAUAUUGCGGUAAAUUCUCCAGAAAGAAGAUAAAAAAUUUUAUAAAUGAAUUUUCUCAAAAUUUUUUUUUAAAAUUCAAUGAACACAAAUAAUGAUUUCUUCUGAGAAAAGAUUAUAAAAACAAAAAUAUAUUUUUUUAUAUGAUAUCGCCGGUAUUAUGGAAGGAUCACGAAACUGCUUUUUUGAGAGUUUUGAGUUAUGUAUACAAAAAAAUUCAGAAAUUUUUAAACUAUUUUUAU